CCGCCCUCUUCUGAUGGAAAAGACGGAUGUAAUUGGCUGAGAGAAACAGAGGUGUUUACUUCAAGGACUGUCAGACUACGGACGCGACGAUAACGAGUAUCCACUUUCUGAACUAAGUUCCCCGCACCGGAGCAGAAAAAUGGGAUUAGAUGGCAAAGCACCAAAUCACAGAUUAAGACAUGACACACAGAAGGAGUUUGGAGGAACUCUAGGUGCCGUGUGCAUUCCCAUAUUUCUACCACUGACUGUACUAUUCCUGAUUGGCCUGAGUCGAAGUCCAGAAGCGAGUGUGCUCCAGUGGCCUCCUUCCCUUCCCUCCUACAAUCAGCUGUUGGACCCUCUGGCUCCUGUGCUUCUGCUGGGGUGGAUCGCUCUGCACAUCCUCCUCUACCAUCUCCCAUUAGGGAAGGUGUCUGAAGGGUUGGUUCUCAGGGAUGGAACACGACUCAAGUAUCCCAUUAAUGGUAUCCACGGCCUUUGUGUCAGCGUCGCGCUCCUGAGUUUGUUAAUGUGGCUGGGUGCUCCCCUCGGGUAUCUGUUUGAGCUGCUCCUGCCUCUGGCAGCGUCUGCCAUAGCGGUGUCCUUCCUCCUCUCCAUCUACCUCUACAUCCGCUCAUUUUGGGCUCCCUCCCAUGCUCUGGCUUUGGGCGGAAACACAGGAAAUCCUCUGUAUGACUUCUUUAUUGGACGGGAGCUGAACCCCCGCAUUGGAAACUUCGACCUGAAAUACUUCUGUGAGCUCAGGCCAGGUUUGAUUGGCUGGGUGGUGAUAAAUUUUGGAAUGCUGAUGAAGGAGGUGGAGCUCCGAGGGUCCCCCUCCCUUGCCAUGAUCCUGGUGAACAGCUUCCAGCUGCUGUAUGUGGCAGAUGCUCUGUGGAAUGAGGAAGCAGUCUUAACGACCAUGGACAUCGUGCACGACGGUUUUGGGUUCAUGCUGGUCUUCGGGGACCUGGCCUGGGUCCCGUUCACGUACGGCCUGCAGGCUGCCUUCCUGGUUGUGCACCCACAGACCCUGACCUGGCUCAAGGCUGUAUUUAUACUCUUGCUGAACGGUAUGGGAUAUUACAUUUUCAGAAAAUCCAACUCGCAGAAGAACCAGUUCAGGCGAGACCCGACUCAUCCAAGUGUUACUGGUCUGGAAACAAUUGCCACGGCAACAGGGAAGCGUCUGCUAGUGUCUGGCUGGUGGGGUUUCGUACGUCAUCCCAACUACUUGGGGGACCUCCUCAUGGCUCUGGCCUGGUCCCUGCCCUGUGGGUUUUCACAUCUCCUGCCUUAUUUCUACGUCAUCUACUUCACCGUCCUGCUGGUUCACAGAGAGGCGCGCGAUGAGAGGCAGUGCAAAGCCAAAUAUGGACUGGCGUGGGACGCCUACUGCCGUCGCGUCCCCUAUAGGAUCUUUCCUUUCAUCUACUGAAAAAGUUGAAACAUUACCACUUCUUGUCCUUAAUUGACAGUUUUUUUUAAUGAUGGACCACAGAAUGCAAACUGCAUCAACAAAUCCUCACAUGCAGACUUUGAAACCAACAAAUGCUGGAGACGAAGCGGUCAGGACCACAUGUCUUUAUCCCAAAAACUUGGUGAAGAUAGCAGCCUGAGAAGGCUGGUUAAUAAAGACGACCUUGUGUUUGUA
This is a messenger RNA of Oryzias latipes (Japanese medaka), 1633 nucleotides long. It is a transcript of the gene tm7sf2, whose product is annotated as transmembrane 7 superfamily member 2. The record is from RefSeq and is a predicted model, not a curated record. Gene Ontology annotation, molecular function: Delta14-sterol reductase activity. Gene Ontology annotation, cellular component: endoplasmic reticulum membrane; nuclear inner membrane. NCBI's taxonomy places the organism in Eukaryota, Metazoa, Chordata, Actinopteri, Beloniformes, Adrianichthyidae. Gene Ontology annotation, biological process: cholesterol biosynthetic process.